AUGGUGCGCCUAAGCAGUCUCAAACAAAAGCUGAAGAGCAAGGUCGUCCCAAAACUUCUCCAGGAGCAGGCCAGCCCCCCGAGAAUCGACCAUCCCGCCAAGGGCAAGCCGGUCUACCUUCCCCAAUUCCGCAUCGCUCUCAUCCGCACCCCCAAACUCUCCCCUUACUACGCUCAAUUCCGCGUCCCCCUCGCCUUCAAUAAGUUUGAUCUCCGCGAUUACCUCCAGAACCUCUACGGCGUCGGCGUCCACGGUAUCCGCAGUUACGUGCAGCAACAACCCAUCACACGUAUCACCCGCGAUGGAAAGGGUUACGGCCCAUGGCGCCGGCCUAAAUCGCAGAAGCGCAUGACCGUCGAGCUGCGUGAGCCUUUCGUGUGGCCCGAGGCGCCGAAGGAUUUCACCCCAUGGGAAAAGGAAGGCUGGGAAACCGCCGAGAAAUGGCAAAUCGACCAACAAGAAAAGGACCAACCCAAGCCGAACAAGGGCCAGGAGCCCGACCAGGAACUGCGCGAUGCCUACGCCAAGCAGGCUAAGGAUCUCCUUGAGAACAAGGAGAAGUGGCGGCCGACUUGGAAGGGUCUUGGCUUGGACAAGGUUGAGAAGACUGGCGAUUUCAUUUUGAAGAAUUCGUUGCCUGAGUGGUAUACUACGCACCGGAAGAGCCGCGGUAGGCGGUAA
Penicillium arizonense is the source of this 681-nucleotide messenger RNA. RefSeq names its product mitochondrial 54S ribosomal protein uL23m. Gene Ontology annotation, molecular function: structural constituent of ribosome. Gene Ontology annotation, biological process: mitochondrial translation. Lineage: Eukaryota; Fungi; Ascomycota; Eurotiomycetes; Eurotiales; Aspergillaceae. Gene Ontology annotation, cellular component: ribosome; mitochondrial large ribosomal subunit. The record is from RefSeq and is a predicted model, not a curated record. The transcript is spliced from 3 exons. Bases 1 to 681 code for a protein of 226 amino acids.